Molecule: messenger RNA, 375 nt
Organism: Emericellopsis cladophorae
Lineage: Eukaryota; Fungi; Ascomycota; Sordariomycetes; Hypocreales; Bionectriaceae
Exons: 3
Coding region: 1-375 (124 amino acids)
Biological process (GO): defense response
Source: RefSeq, a predicted model, not a curated record
AUGCAGCUCACCAAGCUUUCCAUCACCGCUCUCUUCACACUCCUUGCUACCACUUCGGUCGCUGCUCCCGCGCCAGACUCUGUUGAUGCCCGCAUGGCGGAGGCAGCCCCCGGACAAGAUAUCUCCGGCUCUGCAGAUGCGGCUCUAGAGAAGCGCGGCUUUGGAUGCCCGGUCGACAAAAAGUGCCACAAUCACUGUAAGACCGUUACCGGCUACAAGGGAGGAUACUGUGAAGGCUUCCUUGAUUUGCGCUUGCGUGUGAGGGUGACUGUGGCCAGAGUGGUCGUGACAAUCAUGAUCAUGGCCAUGGUCAUGAUCAUGCUCGUCACCAUCAAACCCAGGCCAGUCAGGAAACCCGUCUUCGAAGACAUCUAG